Molecule: messenger RNA, 465 nt
Organism: Dentiscutata heterogama
Lineage: Eukaryota; Fungi; Glomeromycota; Glomeromycetes; Diversisporales; Gigasporaceae
Source: the annotation of a GenBank genome assembly
AUGCUACGCCCCUGUGCUGCGUGUAUGGGGGAAGAAGAGCGUCCGAACAGUGAGCAUCCGCGACGUGUAUAUUUAGUAAUUGAGCUGCUACGCCUCCGUGCUGCGUGUAUAGGGGAAGAAGAGCGUCCGGACAGUGAGCAUCCGCGACGUGCAGUUAGAGAAAGUCCUGACUUAAAAAGACGAGUAAAUUAUAAAGGAGAUGAUGAUAGCAUAUAUGAAGUAGAGGAAUUGUGUGUCAAUAUUGGUGAGUUUCCUGCAUUACUCGGUACUGUCAAAACAGCAAGCUUUUUGAGAUACCUGACCCCACCAACUAUUCUAAAACCUGCUCUCCAUAUUAAUGACCUCAAAGUAAUACUUACGGAGUAUUCAGAUCUAGAAGCUAACAGUAUUCUGAACGCAUUGUUUGAAAGUAAACAAAUUGGAAUCGUAGCUACUCCAGUCUCGGAUAUUACCAAAUUUGGAUGA